Molecule: messenger RNA, 1315 nt
Organism: Mytilus trossulus (common blue mussel)
Lineage: Eukaryota; Metazoa; Mollusca; Bivalvia; Mytilida; Mytilidae
Exons: 6
Coding region: 152-1096 (314 amino acids)
Source: RefSeq, a predicted model, not a curated record
AAUUUUGAAACCAUUUAUCAAGCAAUGAUGACGACGUCACAGUCACGUUAUGGUAACGUUAGAAGAGCCGCUGUCAGUUUCAACCUGAAAGUUCAAGUUUUAGAAAGCUCUCCAACCUUGAUAUUUGUGAAAUUGUUAAAGAUAGAUAUGCAUGGUGAUGGGAGAGGAGGAGUCGAUUAACUGUGAAGAAGCUUUUGAUUCCAUCUUUAGUCAUUUUAUCCAAGAAUUUGUUAUCGACAGUGUCUUAGGCGAAUAUCGUUUUGCAUUCGAUGAAACUGAGGAGAAUAUGUCUGACGAAGUAAGAAAACAGGAAGUAAUAAUACCAGACUCUGUUGGUGAUUGGUUACACCCUACUAUUAAGUGCACUGAUUUAUCAAAGUCAACAGAUAAAUUGUUCGAUGUGAGGAGGCUACACGAGUCUUUUGAUUUAGACCUUGAAGAUGAAGAAGAAGAACUUAUCAGUAAUAUUAUACUUGAUAGGUUAAUAGAAGGCACACAGGAGGCAAUAACUUUCCAAAUAACUGAGAGUAACGAACAGGAUACAGAUGUAACACAGGAAGCAGAUACCGUUCAAAGUGUCGAGAAUAAUGAACAGGGUAAUAGUUUUCUGGAUAUGGUAACAGAUGGUACACAAGAGAGAGUGACUUUCCAAGUCAAUGAGAGUAAUGAGCAGGGGAAUAAGUUUAUAGACAGAGAACGAGCAAAAAGUCAUCAUUUUGGAGUUGGUCGAACAAGCUCAAUCCGCAACGUUUACAACACGAUUUUCCAUCGGAGUAAAUCGUCAACAAAAAGAGUGAAGGAACCAGAGGAAUUAGAAAAUCUCGUGUCAAAUAAAAAGAAUAGACGGUUCUUCAAACGUACACGCCGAAAGAAACAAGAACCUACACCCACUUCAAUUGAGGUACAGGAGGGUACUGAUGUGUCAUCUCAAGUUCAGAGUAAACUCAUAUCACGUCUCUUCACUGGUCAAAAGGCCAACCGUGGACAAGAAAAUGACAACGAAAAAAUGUUGGAUGGAACUGGGCAUUCCAGAACUGUGCUUGGAGGAAUCCGCAACUCAUUGAUGAAUUUGUUCAGAAACAGGGUUGUUGUUUAGAUAAUCGAGGCUUUGAUUAAUGUUCUGUUCCCUAAUGUCAAACCAAUAUGCUGGAAUUGAAUAAAGUGGUAUGCAAACGUUCUAAGCUAAAUACAGUACAAAAACAUAAACAAAUACGUAGUACCCGAAGGAAACAAACUUUUAUAUUGUGUACUAAAAUAAUGUUGACGUAUUAUUCACGAUCAUUCGCAAACAGAUAAAUAAAAGUUUGAACAACUA